GCAUCAAAUCAAAACUUCAUCACAAGGAAGAACCAUUUCCAACUCAUUAUAUUUGCUUUUGUAAACAAAGCCUUAGUUCAUUUCAUUUCCUAUCCAACCACUUCCCUUUCGAAAACUCUUUCUUUCAUCAACCAACAGGAAAAGAAAGAAAGAAAAACUUUGUUGUUGUUGCAAUUGUGAUGUCAAGCUUGAAGAUAGGGAAGAAGCUUCAACCUGCAAAGAAAGCAUGGAGGAGCAUCUCCAAAACUGUGCAAUCAAGGGUCAACAAACACAACAUACAAAAGAGUAUCAAGAACACCCUUCAUCGCCUCAUCUCCAUAUUUCACCAUCUUUGUCACCUCAUAACACGUAGCCGUGGCCAUCAUCGUUCGCUCACUACUACAAGAACACCAUAUGCUGCUUCUUAUUAUGGUAGGAGCAUACCUGCAAUUCACAUAGAUGAUCUCUUUGCCGAGUCUGCUUCUGCUUCUACUUCUGCUACGAACGUUCGUGUUCGUGCCAAUAACAAUAAUAUUGGUACAUCGCCUGCACGAGGUGAAGCAAGCCGAGGCAAAAGGGUUGUGGUUGAGAAGAAGGAAUUGCAAAGGGACAUAGAUACUAUUGAGGAUGCAUGGAAGGUUGUGGUUGCUAAGUCACCAAUGCUUCAGGUUGAUGAGAAGGCUGAGGAGUUCAUCUCUAAGUUUCAUCUUGAUAUGAAGAUUCAGAAAGAGAACUCUUUGCUGGAAUUUCAAGAAAUGCUAGCUAGAGGGGUCUAAAAAAAUUGUUUUGUUAUGAAGCAUGAUUACUUGGGAUUGGUUUUAUUGUUGUUCAUUUUUUUAGUGACUUGAAGUUAUUAGUAGUCACCCACACAGAGUGGUUUUGCCCAAAAAAAACUUGUCAAAUGUGUAGAUAUAUUAUAAGAGAUUGCAAGGGAUAACUUCUUUUUCUUUUUUGUACUCUGUUAAGUGAAGUGUGUAUACAUUGCAUUAAAAUAUGAAUUUUUUCUUUGUA
Arachis duranensis is the source of this 990-nucleotide messenger RNA. RefSeq lists its product as uncharacterized. The record is from RefSeq and is a predicted model, not a curated record. The transcript has a single exon. Bases 180 to 755 code for a protein of 191 amino acids. NCBI's taxonomy places the organism in Eukaryota, Viridiplantae, Streptophyta, Magnoliopsida, Fabales, Fabaceae.